UGUAAAGUUCAACCAAACUCGAUUUGGGACUCGUUCUCUCUUUCCCCGCCUCGAUCAUGGUUAAGGACAACAAGGCUAAGCGCACCCGAACGGCCGUUGAGGACGUCGUCACUCGCGAGUACACCAUUAACUUGCACAAGCGCCUCCACGGCGUCGGCUUCAAGCGCCGUGCCCCCCGCGCUUGCGACGAGAUCCGCAAGUUCGCCCAGAAGAUGAUGGGCACCAAGGAUGUCCGCCUCACCGUCGACACUAACCGCCACAUCUGGUCCAAGGGUGUCCGCAACGUCCCGUUCCGCAUCCGCGUCCAGCUCCAACGCAAGCGCAACCAGGAUGAGGAGUCCGCCGAGAAGCUCUACACCCUCGUCGAGGUUGUCGAGACCAAGGAGUUCAAGGGCCUCCAGAACGUCACUGUUGCCAACUAAACAUGUUGUUGUGACUUGCCUCUCUUUUGGAAUUGCCCGUGGUUUUUAUUUUUGUUCUUAACCAUAGACAAUUUUGCUUAUAUGA
Messenger RNA from Capsaspora owczarzaki ATCC 30864, 507 nucleotides. RefSeq names its product ribosomal protein L31. Gene Ontology annotation, molecular function: structural constituent of ribosome. NCBI's taxonomy places the organism in Eukaryota, Filasterea, Ministeriida, Capsasporidae. Gene Ontology annotation, cellular component: cytosolic large ribosomal subunit; ribosome. The record is from RefSeq and is a predicted model, not a curated record. Gene Ontology annotation, biological process: cytoplasmic translation. Bases 57 to 422 code for a protein of 121 amino acids. The transcript is spliced from 2 exons.